GGUUAACACUGGCGACCACGAAGGGACCCUCUCACGUUUAACAGAGCAGCAGUGGUGAGUAAAGAAAGAAACGGCGAGAUAAGCCGGGACAAUUAGCCACGUUAAUUGUUGACUGCACCUGGCCAAGAAGCUAAGCUAAAAAUGGCAGCCGCUAGUCGUUGCUCUGCCGCCGAGGACAUUUUUAAUAAUGUAACCAGCCACUCUAACCCUUUCAUGACGCUGACUGCAGUAAAUGAAAGUCAAGGAGAAAUAAAAAAGGACUAUAUAAAUAUAAAAAAUUAUAAAUAUGCAUGUUAUAACCCCUUCUGCUGUGAAGAAGAGCCAGUUGAAAUGAGGCAGAGAGUGACUGAAACUCCCCAUGAGCCAACACAGCCCAGGUUAUCGGGCACAAACCCCUUUCUUGGUGCUAAUAUGGACAGUUACUGCCUUCAAGACAACGUGGCAGACAUACAAAGCCCAGAACCAUGUUUCCGAGUGCAUAACCACCAGACUCCUGCCCUGCCGCACAACCUAGCUGCCACCGUUGCAACACCCCAUACAAACCCCUUUUCCCCUGCUCACCUGGGAAGUUUCAUCCAGAGCACGCCUGCCAACUAUUAUUCCUCAUACUCCGUCUGCCCAGGGCCAACCACCCAUUGCUGUGACCUCAUAAAAGACAAUAAUUAUGGACAAAUAGCAGGACGAUGUCCUAGCCAGACUGUACCGUUAAAGGACAUAUCCAGCAAGUGUGAGAAGGCCAGAACACAUAUACGUCAGCCUCACCGUGAACGCUACCAGCUUUCGUCUGAGAGUGAGGAAGACUACGACAUCAGGGAAAGAGUACCCACUCUACGUCCCGGUCAGUAUGAUGGCACCACCCCAUGGAAAGAGUUCCUGCACCGGUUCGAGAGCUGCGCCAAAGCUAAUUACUGGUCAAAAGAGACUAUGGCUGUCCAGUUGAAGUUCUGUCUGGUGGGCGCUGCAGGGGCAAUCGUCCACAGAAAUCCUCGGUCUUCACAGUGGGACUACAGUCGUCUGGUGGAGGAGAUGGAGACUGCAUACGGCCCUUCGUCAGAGCAUGCAGCUGCGGUAGCUAUUGAACUGAGACAGCGCGUCCGCAGAUUGGGUGAGGCCCUCCAUAUGUUGAGAGACAACAUAUAUGGAAAAGUGUCAGUAGCCUACAGUGACAGGACAGAGACUGAGCAGGACGCCAUAGGCGUUGAAGUUUUCACCAAUGCUGUAGGAGAUGCAGAAAUUGUACAGAAACUGCUAGAACAACGACCACACACACUGGCCCAAGCCUAUGACAUCGCCCGCCGCCAUGAGACCACCAAGCGGGCAGCAUCAUAUGUCACUAACCUCAUGCAGUCAGGUUCACGCAGCAUGGCUGAACGGAGGCCCCGUGCUGCUGUAAUCAGGGAGGGAGCUGUGACAGGGAGAGCCGAGGCGGGUUCAGCAUCGCCAGCAGCCAACUGGAAACUUGAGUCUCCCAGCUUCAGCCAUCCACCACAUAAAUGGAAGGGCCAAAAAGACAAAAGUGAGGAGAUUCGCUGCCACAAUUGCUCAGGGCUGGGUCACAUGAAGAGAAAUUGCCCCUCACCAAGGAGAACCUUCAGAGCUCAAGCUUCAACAACCCUUCCCGGAAGCCCUGAGCCUGCUGUGCUUCAUCUUAAAGCCCAAGGUCAAGAGAUGAGCAUUAACAUGUUUGUGUAUGAACUGGAAGUGUGUGCUGUUUUGGAUAGUGGGGCACGGAGAAGUGUGAUGCCUCUGUGCCAUUAUAACGCCAUUCAUCCAGAUGUCCGGCCUUCACUGCAGCCAUCGGAGGUAGAGACUUUGCUGGGUGUCGGGCCUGGUGACGUCCCUGUGCUUGGUGAGGCUCACAUUCCUGUACACAUAAACAACCGGCAGGUGAGCGUACAUUUCCUGGUUGCUGACAUAGCUGGUGAUGAGGCUCUCUUAGGCCAUCCAUUCCUGAUUCAAGCUCAAGCACGCCUUGAUUUUGGGAACCACCGCAUUGUGCUGUUUGGAGAGGAAGUGCCCUAUUUCUACUCUCGAAACAAACCAAAGACGCAUGCAGUGAGAGUGGCUCGGACUGUGGUGCUGGAGGCUGGACAAGAAUACCUGGUACGAGGAAAUGUUCAAUACAGGGAACCUGUUAAAGGGGAAGUGGUAUUGAACCCCACCAAAGGCUUCGUAGAGAAACACAAAGUACUUGUUGCCCGCAUCCUGGUGGAAGCUCAGCCCCUUAAACCUGUUCCCCUCCGCCUUUUCAAUCCUGGAAACACAGCCGUAACCAUUAAAGAGGGGGCCAUUGCUGGUUUUCUCCAGCCUGCUAAAGCCCUAGCACCCACAAAGACCAUAAUUCAGCCUGAACAGACAUCCAGCAGCUCUUGCACUGUUCCCCAGCACUUACAGGAGCUUUACACCCAGAGUUCCAUUGAACUUAACAGAGAACAACAGCUCCAACUAGCACAGUUACUGUGCACUUAUGACACUGUAUUCUCCACCGGUCCGGAUGACCUCGGACGCACCAGCUUGGUACAGCAUGACAUCAUGACCCGGCCAGGCAUUCCAGUCAAGCAGCCACCACGCCGGAUGGCGUGUGAGAAACAACAGAGUGCUGACCACCAGAUACAGCAGAGCUUGAGAGCAGGACUGGCACGCCAGAGCCACAGCAGCUGGGCAUCGCCUAUAGUGAUGGUACGUAAAAAGGACGGUACAUACCGCCUCUGUAUAGAUUAUAGAGCCUUGAAUGACUGUACCAUUAAAGACGCGUACCCGCUGCCUCGCAUCCAGGACACCCUGGAUACCCUCUCCAGUGCCAAAUGGUUCAGCACACUAGACCUCGCCUCUGGCUACUGGCAGGUUGAACUGACCCCCAGAGCACGAAAAGCAGCGGCCUUCUGCAGCAGAAAUGGACUGUUUGAGUGGAAUGUUAUGCCGUUUGGACUGUGCAAUGCUCCGGCAACAUUCCAGCGAUUGAUGGACCGCGUCUUGGCUGGCAUGCAAUGGGAGACGUGCCUAGUCUAUUUGGAUGACAUCAUUGUGCUGGGCCGGGAUGUUCCCGAGAUGCUGGAGCGGCUGGGCCAGGUUUUCCACCGUCUUCACCAGGCCAACCUGAAACUAAAGCCUGCCAAGUGCUUUCUCUUCCGCCGCCAGGUAGCCUAUCUGGGGCACAUUGUCUCGGAGGAUGGUGUGGCCACUGACCCCAGCAAGGUCCAGAAGGUGCAGGAGUGGCACACUCCAUCAUCAAUCCAGGAGGUCCGCCGAUUCAUUGGCCUUGCAUCAUAUUAUCGACGGUUUGUGAAAGACUUUGCCUCCAUAGCUGAGCCCCUCCACAACCUGACAAAGAAACACGCCCGGUUUCAGUGGUCUGAGGAAUGCCAGGAGGCGUUCGACAAACUCAAGCAUCUGUUAACCACUGCACCAGUCUUGGGGUUCCCACUUGACCAGGGCAACAUGAUAUUGGACACUGACGCAAGCGAUGUUGGCAUCGGUGCCGUCCUCUCCCAAGUUCAGCAGGGCAGGGAGCGUGUGCUGGCCUAUGGGAGCCGCAAACUGUCCAAGACUGAACAGCACUAUUGCACCACAUGGCGAGAACUGCUAGCCGUGGUGGAGUUCACAUCACAUUUCCGGCAAUAUCUCCUGGGGCGGCCCUUUAUUGUCCGCACCGACCACAGUAGCCUUCGGUGGCUAACAAAAAUGAAGGAGCCUGAAGGACAGCUCGCUAGGUGGUUUGAGAGACUCGGUGAGUACAAUUUUGAGAUCAUCCAUCGCCCUGGUCAUUUGCACACCAACGCAGACAGCCUCUCCAGAAGACCCUGCCGCCAGUCAUGUCCCUGUAAUCUGUCCAACCCCUCCCCUCAGCCAGUGAACGUCAGUCAUCAAGCUGUGCAGUGUGAAUUGGACUCUGACAUCAACCAGGUGAUGCUGAGUCCAGUGGGGGUAGACGGGCAACCAGGUUCCACAGCAGUGAGUCUAGUGGGGGUGAAUGAAACUCUCUCUGUUGACACAGACAACUUAAAGCCCCCUACAAGAAUCUAUCUGACAAGGACAAAUAACACUGAACUGUAUGGCGGCUGGUCCUUGGAGGAGCUACGACAGGCCCAGGAAGCUGAUCCAGAUAUUGCACCUAUCAAGGCAUGGAUGGAGGCCAGCAAAGAGCGACCCCCAUGGGUAACAGUCUCACCACAUAGCCCAGCCACAAAGACCUUUUGGAGCCAAUGGAAGAGGCUCUACAUCCGUGAUGGAAUACUGGUUAGGCGGUUCUACUGCCUGAACGACACCGAGUUCUACCCACAAGUGGUGUUGCCUCGUGUUCUCCGGCCCGAUGUCAUGAGACAGAUGCAUGAGGGGCAGGUUGGUGGGCAUUUCGGUGUGGAGCGCACAGUAGCCCGCCUGCAGACCCGAUACUUCUGGUACCGGAUGAGGGAAGAUGUUGCGGUUUGGUGUGGCACCUGUACCAGCUGUGCAUCCAAAGCUAGGCCACUUAAGACACCACAAGCCCCCAUGGGUACUGUUAGAGUGGGAGCCCCAAUGGAGCGGGUUGCCUUGGAUAUCAUGGGGCCACUGAACAAGACAGAGCGUAACAACCGGUAUGUGCUGGUGAUACAGGACUAUUUUACCAAAUGGGUGGAUGCUUUUCCCCUACCCAAUGACAAGGCUGUAACCGUGGCUGAAGUGCUUGCCUCAGAGUGGGUGUGUCGUUAUGGAGCACCACAGACAUUGCAUAGUGACCAAGGCCGAAACUUUGAGUCUGAAGUGUUCCAGAAAAUGUGCACAUUGUUUGGUAUUGAGAAAACACACACCACACCAUUCCGACCUCAGUCGGAUGGCCAAGUUGAAAGAUUCAAUGCCACCCUGCAAAAGAUUCUGGCCACAACAGCUGAGCGUUGCCACUGGGAUUGGGACCUCAUGAUCCCUUAUGCUGUCAUGGCCUACAGAGCAACAAAGCACAGUGCUACUGGUUUCUCUCCUAAUUUUAUGAUGUUCGGCCGGGAAGUGAGCGAACCAGUGGAUCUGGUGGCCGGCCUACCUCCGGACCUUGACACCGCCCCGUCAACCCCAGAGUAUGUCAAGCACCUCAGAGAAAGACUGGAACUGGCACACCAAAUCACCAGAGAUGCACUGGGUGAAUCUGUGGAACGUGCAAAGAGGCAAUAUGACAAGAAUUGUUACCGUACAUAGUACAAGAUCGGUGAUGCUGUGUGGUACCUCAUAAAAGGCACCCGGAAAAUACAGAACAAGGUCAGGAAGUUUCUGCCAUCAUAUGAAGGACCCUACUUUGUCCUGGGGCAGUUGGACGAUCUGGUGUAUCGUAUCCAGAAAGGCCCAAGAGCUAAAGUUAAAGUGGUUCAUCAUGAUCAGCUGAAGCUUUAUCGCAGCCGCGACCCACUGGACAACGCUUGGGCCCUGGAGCAGGCUCGGAGCUGGAGACCAGAGGAGGUAUUACCCCCAGCCUUGGACGAAGAUCCUGUUGACCCUGUUCUGGGUCUGUCCCAGCUGUUCUCCACCGCAGAGGCUGAGGAAGCUUCCAGCUGCACCUCAUCAGAUCCAGCUGCGGACAGUUCACUCCCAUCUGCUUCUCCUCACCUGGACCCUGUUUCUGCUCGGGGCCCUGAGGAUAGUGGGGGUGGCCUGGGUGAACAACAUCAUCCGAUCCAUCGUUCUCAAAGGACGAGCCGCCAGCGGAGACCACCAGCCAUGUAUGGCGAGUGGGUGGUUCAAUGAAUGCAAGAAUUGUUGGACAGUUUUCAUUUUAAGUUGUGCCUUUAAGUUAAAUGAGGACAGCUGUUUGUUACUGUUUAAGCUAAGUUGAGUUAAAAGUUGAAGAAAAAAAAAAUGUGAGAAGUAAUGCUUUAAUUGCCUUAUCCACUGUGCUAAAAACCAAGAAACAAAAGGGUAUUUGUGCUACUGCUGUUGGUUAAGAGUAAUUUGUUGAGUAUACAGAGAAGUUAAGUUGUUAAUUUAACUUAUCGCUAGUUCAAGAGUUUGUAAUAACUCGUAGCCUGAUAUGUUUAAUGGGUGUUAUUCAUACCUUUUCAGGAUUUAUUUCCCUCUACUGUAGUAUAUGCACGUUAAUCAAGUGGACUGCUAUAUGGUUGCAUUUACGCUGUGAAGCUACACUUUUUGCUAAUGCCCUACUUGCACUGGACUGCUGAAUCCUCAUAAAAAAAUGGACUGUAAACAAAUGAGGACUUUAUAUACAUGUGAGCUGAUGUGUGUCCUGGUGCUGGAGUGGAAUUCUGUUAAAAUUUCCAUCCAGAGUGGGGGUAGUGUUAUAAGAGUAGCGUGGCCCCUUUAAGGGAUAGAGCUGUGUGCAUGUGCAGCCGUAACGUGUGAGUGGUAGAGCGAGAGAGAGAGAGCGCGGAGGUUUUGGAGCGAGUGCCUUGGUGAAAGACAACAGCAAGAGCGUUAACAGUGAAUGUACAGUUUGUUGGCAAAUAAAGGCUGUCACAGUUAAAGGA
This is a messenger RNA of Fundulus heteroclitus (mummichog), 6446 nucleotides long. RefSeq lists its product as uncharacterized. The record is from RefSeq and is a predicted model, not a curated record. Gene Ontology annotation, molecular function: zinc ion binding; nucleic acid binding. The transcript has a single exon. Gene Ontology annotation, biological process: DNA integration. Lineage: Eukaryota; Metazoa; Chordata; Actinopteri; Cyprinodontiformes; Fundulidae. The coding region runs from base 142 to 5166 and encodes 1674 amino acids.